GUUUGGAAGUUUCUGCUUUUCUGUGUACCAGAGCCUGCUUCUCGAUUUAACAGAUUUUGUUUGAUUGCCGCCUGCCUAUGACCGUCUUCAAUUAUACACUUUGCUUGAUCGCUGCCUGCCCUGACUUCCUGACUACGUCUUUUCCCUCGGUGCUUUCAUCAGUAUCUCUGAAAAUCUGCGACUGACCCAGGGACUGCUCUGGAAUGGUACCUGGGAACUACCCUAAGGCCCCAAGCCUAUCCUCACCAUCAGACACUCUAGUGAAGACCAGGGAUUGCUGAGAAAUGAAUGAGACCAAUACUGAAACAUGGAAAAUUGGGGACAAAAGUCGAGGCACAAGGGUCAAAUAUAAUGAUCUCCGUAAUAAUGCCGUGCCCAUGAAAGAGAAGCGUAGGUUAAGGGAAGUAAGGCAAUCUGAAGGCUAUAAUCCUAGUUUUUGGACUCACAAACACUACUCCUGUGUGUUGCCAUAUUGGAACAAGGGAGAGCAAGUCAUCUCGAUCUUCAAAUUGUGGGGGAAAACACUCAUUGCUAUCAGAGCCAAGUUUGGCUCAAGUAUCAGCUCCUAUUUCUUGUUCCUUCGAUUCCUGAUGCUCUUGAACUUGGCUUCCCUCAUCCUGACCACUGGUUUCAUCAUUGUUCCCACCAUACUUCUCAGUAAGACAGAACACAACCACAGCUAUCUAGCACCAUGUGGAAACUCAUCCGCCUUUCCAAACCGUACCUUGCCAGGCCAUCUACUGGAUUUAUUCACAGGAGAAGGCUUUAUGCAGGACACCUUUCUUUUCUAUGGUCAUUAUGGUGGUGUGGUGGAGUUCGAUGACGCAUUUAGUGUCCGCUUGUCGUACCUGCUGACUCCCUUUGUCUUCUUAUUAAUCUGUAGCCUGCUUCUCUUACAACGUACUGUGAAAGGAAUAACACAAAGGCGAGUGCGGAGCAGGCAGUACAGGACCUCGAUCAGCAGCAAAGUCUUCUCUGGUUGGGAUUUUUGUGUGAGAGAAACAGGGACAUCGGUCCUUAAACAGAAGCGUUUCAGCAAUGAUAUCAAGUCGGACUUGGCUGAGGAACAUUGGUAUAUGUUAACGACUCAACAAUCUCUUGGUGUAAAAGUUCGCAUUGUUGCUUUGCGUGUUUUUCUCAAUUGCAUCAUCCUGGCUCUGAUGGCUGGAGGUUUCUAUUUUAUAUAUUUGGCUACUGGCGUAUCUCAAGGUUAUCAAGAGAGGUCAGACGAUCCGAUCCUCAACCUGAUGACUCAGUAUCUAGUGCCGGUUGUCAUCUCCUUGGUUCUUCUGAUCCUGCCAUAUUCAUUUAUGCUCCUGGUAAAAUUUGAAGGCCUAUCACCAAGUGCAGAGAUAACUUUAACUCUUGUCAGGUGUGUGUUCCUCAGACUCGGGACCUUAGGGAUAUUCUUAUUUUCUCUGGGUCAAACUAUCCUGUGUGUAGGAGGCACCAAAGCACCAUGUGAAAUUUGUGGCUACAAUAUGCAGUUCCAGUGCUGGGAGACAUCGGUGGGGCAGGAGUUUUACAAGUUGUCCAUGUUUCACUUUCUGGAACUGUUAGCAGAGUUCUUGUUCCUGAAAUUGCCUCGCAGUUUACUGUUCUCCCGAUACCAAUGUCGCUUGAUUCGAUGGUUUGGAAAAGAAAAAUUCAUCCUCUCUCAGAACGUGUUGGACAUGGUGUAUGGUCAGACCUUGGUGUGGGGGGGAAUGUUCUAUACCCCAUUACUGCCGCUGCUCAACCUUAUCUUCAUUUUCAUCACCUUCUAUAUUAAAAAGUUUUCUAUGUUCCACCUGUAUGAUGUCUCCGAAAGAUUAUUUCAAGAAUCGACCCUGAGAAUUAUGUUUAAUUUUGUCCUGUUCCUAGGCCUGAUGACAGUCUUUCUCCCCUUAACUUACCUGUUGACAAGUGCUCGCCCAUCUCGCUCUUGUGGCCUGUUCACUGACUACAAUACUCCAUGGGAAGCUGUGAAGAACAGGACUCACUCAGCACUGCCCCCUACAGCCCUGACAUAUUUGACUUCAGACAUUGGUGCUUACAUCCUGCUUUUAAUCCUAAGUCUUGUGCUCACCUGCUAUGUCUCCCGUGUCCGCCAGAAUGAACUAGACGUGGAACUGCUUAAGGAGCACUUGUCUAAUCAAAUAGAAGAUAAAGAAUUCCUGGUACGAAGACUGAGAAAAGAAGAAGACAUUCAGAGUCAUACGGUUGACCCUUAGUCCCAUACCCAACAGAUGUGACCUGAUGAAGAGUGACUGGAAACCCUUCUACGUAUGGUGAAAUAAUAGACUUUGUCACAGACUCAGCAGUAGAAGAUGCAUUUUCAAAGCUUUUCAUGCUACAUUCAGGGACGUAAAAAGUAAGCCUAGGAACCCAUAAUGAAAACUUGGAAUAGGCACCACUCUGCAUUAAUAACUGUGGAACUAACCACACAAUUAGGAGUUUAAGAAAUGGGAAAGUUAUGACUACCUUUUCUUGAGGGCCAGCAAGACCAACUACCCCUUAGAUGUGAGGGUCCAUUAAUAGGACGCGGAUGUGGGACCCCAUGUUUUUCACGGAUACCCUGGUGGUUACAUCUGAGAUUGCACUUUUGACCACUAUAAAGCUUUUCUGUCGCCAAACAAAGGCUCUCACACAAAAGAUAUUUAUACAUCUCCAGGGUCAGACUGGUCUACCUCUUGUGAUCUUGGGUUCUUACCUAAUAAAGAAGCCCAGCCUUUGGUAUUUAAUACUUUUUUUUGAUUAUUUCACAUUACCUAUUUGUCCUUAUGGAAACUAACAUAGCCAUGUUAAAAAAGUUCAUUGUUUAAAAAAUGCCAUGAAUUUCAUGCUUGUUGGGCGGCCUUAUUUUUUUGUUAAGACUUUUUUUUUAAAUGCCCUGAAAAAGGCCCUAGUGCUUGGCUGCAGCAGUCAUCUGUCAUCAAUAUGAUGUCAGCACUGCAGCUCAGGAGCACUGGAGUGGCGGCAAUUGAAUAAUUUUGUCAGUAGACCUCGCUUAAGAAUAAUGCUCAAGAGUUUCUCAUAUAUGAGCAAUAUGUAUAUGACUUGCCAUGCAUCCCCUUCUGUACAUUAGAGGGACAUUUUUCAAUUUUAAACUGUACUAAAUGUGUAAAAUAUAAUUUUUUAUAAACAAUAAACUUGAUAAAUGAUA
Messenger RNA from Bufo gargarizans (Asiatic toad), 3145 nucleotides. It is a transcript of the gene TMC8, whose product is annotated as transmembrane channel like 8. Gene Ontology annotation, cellular component: plasma membrane. Bases 285 to 2213 code for a protein of 642 amino acids. NCBI's taxonomy places the organism in Eukaryota, Metazoa, Chordata, Amphibia, Anura, Bufonidae. The transcript has 16 exons. The record is from RefSeq and is a predicted model, not a curated record. Gene Ontology annotation, molecular function: mechanosensitive monoatomic ion channel activity.